AGAUUGGAGACCCGGGACACGACGUGAGGUAGCUACAUAACCGUUACCGGACUGUUGAAUGCAGAUCCUGAGUCCCGACAGUUCGUUUUGAUCUGCUACAUCGCCCUGGGUCCCAGAUUCAGAAUCCGAUAUGACUCAAAAAUCCAAACGAGGUCCAGCCCAGGGCCCCAAUCCGAAGGCCGUACAGAACGGCGAGGUUUUACAGCGGCUAAACUUUUUACAUCAAGCGGCCAAUUAUCUAGCAACCGUGACAUCGACAACGGCCAACCCGAGCGAACCAGACCGAGUUCAAGUUUCUCAAAACGAUGUCAAACAGAAUGAUUCAAACGAAGAAUAUCAGAGGGACCUACGGAGCCAAUCAAAGAGGCGAAAGAAACAGAAUAAAAGGAAUCCUCAGCCCUGUCGCCCUAUAGCCAAUCUACCAAUGCUCGGAUUGAGUCGAACACUGUCCAAGACAAUGAAAGUGAUCUCCAAGAAGGCUGUUCUUCGAAUGGACCCAUCGGUGAAACGAAGUAUCUGUCGCUCAUGUCAUCUGUUGCUCAUACCCGGAUACACAUCAUCAACACGGCUCCUUCGCUCAAGCUCUCACCGACACAAAGUCAAUGUCACUUGCUCAGCCUGCCAGCAUCAGCGGCAAAUCCCUCAUCCUCCAGAAUCGAAUAUCACUCCAGAGCACACAAACACUCCUGACCAAUCACGGGAAAAAUCCAAAAAGCGACGGGAGCGAGCAAUACCCUUUUGGAGACAACCCCAACAUGUCACUUUUGCCGCCCAAGCUGUGGUUGAAGGGAGUAUGUAAAAGAGCAGCAUUAUUAUGGCCAAUCAAUGUGGAUCAGUUAUUUGAUUUGCCAGCUUUCUGCGUGGUCAUGUUCGCUACCGUAACAUUGCUCUAUGUGAUAGAAACGGUCCCACAGGAUUGGUCAAGGAAUGAAACCAGUUUUUCCCCCAUCAAAAUCUGAUUCAAGGAUCAUUCGGUGACAAAUAGCGAUAUGAAGGGCGACAUCCCGCUUAAAAUAAUGGCCAA
Messenger RNA from Puccinia graminis f. sp. tritici CRL 75-36-700-3, 1024 nucleotides. RefSeq lists its product as uncharacterized. The coding region runs from base 131 to 799 and encodes 222 amino acids. Gene Ontology annotation, biological process: tRNA processing. The transcript is spliced from 5 exons. Lineage: Eukaryota; Fungi; Basidiomycota; Pucciniomycetes; Pucciniales; Pucciniaceae. Gene Ontology annotation, cellular component: nucleolar ribonuclease P complex. The record is from RefSeq and is a predicted model, not a curated record.